AACACGGCUCCACCCCCCCCCCCCAAAAAAAAGUAUUUCUGUUUAAUCCGCAGCCUCGUAAAAUAGCUGCGAGGGUUGGACUUGUUAGAGCAUCUUAGUUCUGGUGGCUUUAACCGCAGGGUGAGCGCGCCGCACCUCAAAGUCCACGCUUCAUUUGAAUCCAGUCCCGAAAGCCGGCGAACUGGGCGUGCUGACUGCGGACGAGGCUCGUGAGCUCUAAUCCUGGCGCCCCCCCGCUGUGUUCGUAUUAUCCGGCCGGAUUAGACGGAUACCUGCGUGCGCGUUUGCCAACGCGGUGGCUCAACUUUUGACUUGGUAACAGCGACGGGUCAAAUAAUCCCGUGGUACGAUCUGGGAAACACAGUCCUAAUGUUUUUUUUAAUUGUUUCCUGGCCGUUUGGUAGUUGACAACAGAUUAAAUCCAGGUGCUUGUUGUGCUGCUUCAUAAACUAUUUAGUUUGUGUCAGAUUUCAACAACCAAAAUGAAAAAAUAACAAUGAGAUCUUCCAUAAUUACAAGAGUAUGCAGUAAUAAAUAAUUAUUUGAAGCAUAGUCUGUAUAGAAGUGGACGUAGCUUACGUGACGUCAGGUUGUCAAUUAAUGUCAGUUAAUGUCUUUGUAACAGACCUGUCAAUCACUGUUUGCCCCAAGAGAGAGAGAAGUAGUCAUUUUCUCAUAAACUUCUAUGAAAACCGAGGAGUCGCCCCCUGGUGGCCACUACAGAAAAUACAGAUUAAAAGGGCACCUUCAUAUUGGUUUCUCUCAGCAAACUGGUUCAAGCCAUGAAAAAUAGGGCCAAUUUCAAACAGUUGAUGGCAUUUUUAGUUAUUUUCAACCGUAAACUGCAGAUUUUUAUACAUUUUGCUAAGAAAUGUCAAUAUUAACGGCAGCAUUGGUCUGUUUUAACAAAGAUUUGUCGGACAAAAUGAGCAAAACUCAAAAAUAUUCUAUUUACAGUCACAUAAAAGGGAGAAACACAUUGAAUCCUUAGAAUUGAGAGGUGACCAAGUCUGAUGGGUUUACCAAGAACAUCUUAUCUAACCUCCACCAACCACGCCCUCACAUGGAGGUCUCCUUCUCCUUCUUCAGCAUCUCAGCCUUAAACACCCUCAGACGGCUGUGAUUGAGUGACCCUGGUUCAACCCACUUAAAUGGUGCAUUAAAGAGAAUUAACUACACCAUAACCGCAUGGUACUGUAGCACAUGACAUGGUUCAUUUAUUCCCCUUAAGUGGAUCCAUAAGGAGCGACGGAAUGAAAUGGAGGCUGUAGAGUAGACAACAAAACACUGAAUAAAGGAAAGACAAGGUGAAGCUUCACGUUGAUGUCUACUCUUUCAUCUGUGACCCUCUUCACCUGAUGUGUCUCCAGCAUGUCGGCCAUGUGACUAAACUUCUCUUUGAAAUGAGUUUGUUCUCACACUGAGCCAGAAGUCUCCUUCAGGAGCCCUUAAAUCCACAAAACACAGCUUCGUUCCUCUGUGGAUUCUGGAGGUUUCAUUAAAAACGUGAAGAAUCAUUUUUAUUCUUCAAAUGUUCACAUUUCUGUCCUGUAGAUAUAUUGGAUGUAUAAUAAGCACAUAUCUAAAAUGUCCCCACCUAAUUUGCACAUGAAGACAUAACAACACAUAUAAAAAGUCAAAUGUUCCACUGUUUAUUCUCCCGUUAAACUGAUUAAUUAACUCAUCCUGCAGAGAAAGAUGCCUGACUGAAUUCCAUCUGAAGUCAAUGCGCGUGCUGCUACCGCCGCCUGCUGGACGCAGUGCCCCGGUGCAUUGUGGGAUUCAUCACGUGUCAUGUGCCACAUGAUAUCAGGGUGGCGCUUUCUAAACGGAUCACAGCAGUAAUUUAAGGAGUUCAUAAAGGAGGGGGGCACACAAGUGGGAGACCUGAAGAGCCGGUUGGAAGUCUCGUUAAAGAGAGAGAGAGAGGGACGGAUCAUGUUCGGAUCAAUGGCGGCACUCUGACACUUCCCCAAAGAGCACACAGAGCAACAAAGACGCAGCUGUAACAUCAGGGCGGCCUGCUGGAAGCAGCAGUGUUGUGUUGCACAACCCACACCCGCCAACGCCCCCAACACCCCUGGCCUGUGAAUGCGAACAUGAGACAUUCUAGCUGGUCAAUAACAAGAACUCUUAAUCACACCAAAAUCACCAACGGCGUCCUGCGUUUUUUUCCAGAGGCUUGAUUAUACUUCGGCGGCGUCAUCGAUCUCGUGCUCGGCGGAACAAAACUACAACUUGCAGAUAAUUGCUCGAGGGUACUUUGGGAUCAAUACCGACGCGUCAGGCCCUAUUGGAAAGUGUCUGGCGAUUGCUCGCCACAUCAAUCCGACCACCACAGAGAGCCGUUUGCUACGGCCGCCGCCCUGCCCUGCUCCUCGUUGUGUAGACCAGAUACCCCCCCUUCUUCCUCAUUGUCCUCUUCGGGCUCCUCAAACUAAACAACAAAAAGAAGGCAACACCCGAUCGGUUUGGUGGAACUUUGUGAAACCGCUCUGACGGAGGAGGGCGUCGGCCCCUGUGUGGUUCUCGCGGUUCUCGGGGUCUGUGGAUAUCCUCUGGGGACCAGCAAAAGCUGCUCGCGCUGGAUGCAACGCGGCGGACAGGGCGGCUGCGAUGGUAGACGAUGAGUCCUCCUGGAGGCCAUGGAGGGCGGCCCGGAGAACAUCCCCUUGGGAGUGUGCACCGUCUCCCAGUCCAGGGACCAGCUGACCCCCCCGAGCCGCACAGAGAGCACCGUGUUCAGCCUGUCGCGCAGCGAGUCCGCCUGGACCGCCGAGACCUCCCCCGGCAAGUGCGAGGAGUUCUGGUUCGCCAUCCACCUGAUGUCCACCGGGGGCAGCUUCCUGGCGUGCGGCGUCAUCAUCAGCGGCCUGUGGUUCGCGGGCCAGUGCCAGAAGGCGACCAGCAUCCUGGGUCCGGUCCUGCUGUCCGUCGGGCUGAUGGUGUUGGUGGUGGGCGUGGUCCUGAUCCCCAUCACCAAGGAGAACCGGAAGCGGACGAGCACGAAGAAGCCCCUCGGCCACUACAGGCCUCCGGCGUUCAACCUGUGACCUCGUUCAGAGCCAGAAACAUUGAGAGCGCGCUGGAUGCAAAUGAACUUUUUUUACCUGUGGAAACUCAGAAUGAAAAUACUCAAAUCCCCCGGGAUUGAAUUUGUGUGCAUGAAACAGUUCCCAACUUGGCGACGUUCUCGCUAAACCCGCCGACCUUUUAUUGUCAAAUCUAGCGACUUUCUAUUGUUUUAUUGUUCUUGUUCUAAUAACCUCAUUAUGACGCCGCCACAGCUACAGGUUAUUCUUUUGUUUCUUAUUCAGAUAACACCGCAUCAUUCGGACAAAAGUCACGCUGGCCCACUGACCAAUCACAGCGCAUGUUCUGCAACAGUCCAUUAAAAGUAUGCAACUUAUGGCUAUGACGCCAUUUAACGACUUCUGCCGACUUUUAUGACAUCCAGCAGGAACUUUCCUGGCUGAGGAGUUGGCGACACCGGCAUUAAAAAACAUUGUGCAUAAAUAACCACGGAGCAGGUGAGAGUACGAGGACGAGCUGGAUCAAAAAAAGCCAACAUGUGCUCAUGAAUAUCCAUGAGCGGAAAGUGGACAUGGGGGAUUUCCUGAUACUGUUGGUACAGUGUAUUCGGACCCAUUAAUAAUUAAAGAUUUAUGAGAGUU
Gasterosteus aculeatus aculeatus (three-spined stickleback) is the source of this 3674-nucleotide messenger RNA. RefSeq names its product phosphoinositide interacting regulator of transient receptor potential channels (gene pirt). Gene Ontology annotation, biological process: positive regulation of cation channel activity. The record is from RefSeq and is a predicted model, not a curated record. Gene Ontology annotation, cellular component: plasma membrane. Gene Ontology annotation, molecular function: phosphatidylinositol bisphosphate binding; transmembrane transporter binding. NCBI's taxonomy places the organism in Eukaryota, Metazoa, Chordata, Actinopteri, Perciformes, Gasterosteidae.